UUGUUUACCUGGUUACGUUGGGCGGUUCUUCUGUAUGGUAUCUGGUUUUACUACGACUUUUAUGCACCAAAACAGGGCGGCUAUAAUAAACGUUUGGUGAAAUGGUGGAGGACUCAACGGAUACACAAGUAUUUCAGGGAUUAUUUCCCGACAGCUUUACAUAGAACCGAAGAACUGCCAACCGGAACGAAUUAUUUGUUGGUCUGUCAUCCGCAUGGAAUAUUACCAUUCGGUGUCUACACUACAUUUGCUACAGCAGCCAAUGGUAUUUAUGAAAAAUUUCCGGGUAUAGAUAUUAGGAUUUCUACAUUACCGAUGCAGUUUUGGGUUGCUGUACGUCGAGAAUGGUUGCUUUUUCAUGGCGCUGUUGACUGCAGUAAAGAAAGCCUGGAAUAUUUAUUGGACACAAAUCGGACAAAGAAUAAUGCUGUUGUUCUUGUAGUAGGUGGUGCUGCUGAAGCUUUAGAUUCACGACCUGGAUGCCAAAUGUUGACGCUAAAAGGUCGGAAAGGUUUUAUUCGAAUUGCUUUAGAAACUGGCUCACAACUGGUUCCAGUUUAUUCGUUCGGUGAAACUGAACUCUAUGAACAGGUUGAUAAUCCGCGAGGAUCAAAGCUGAGAGCUGUUCAAGACUACUUCAAGCGACAUGUAGGUUUUUCAACUCCGAUAUUCAACGGAAGAGGAAUUUUCAACUACAAUUUUGGUUUACUUCCACGCAGGAAACGUAUUGAUGUUGUUGUUGGAGCGCCAUUAGUAGUUAAAAAGAACGAGAAUCCAAGUGUAGAAGAAAUUGAUCGGUUACAUGCCGAAUAUAUCAAAGCGCUGAGGAAACUUUUUAAUGACAAUAAAUCGAAAUAUGGUAUUCCACCAGAAGAAGAUCUUAUUAUUGUUUGA
Molecule: messenger RNA, 894 nt
Organism: Enterobius vermicularis (human pinworm)
Lineage: Eukaryota; Metazoa; Nematoda; Chromadorea; Rhabditida; Oxyuridae
Source: the annotation of a GenBank genome assembly